GGUAAUCUAAGUUGACGUGACUUGACGUCAUAAACAGAAACAACAAGUGAACAAAUAUGGCGUCGAUUCGAUAACAAGCUGUGUAAAGACAGUUUAUCUACCUAAGAUGUUUCUCUGUCCGAACAGAAAACUUAAAACAAAAGAACUAUCUGCGGAGGAAGUAAGGAAGUAUUUAAAAACCCAUCCGAAAGUCGUCGAAGAAUAUUUGUUGAAGUCUUCUUCAAUUGAAUUUCUAGAGAAGCUUAUAAAACAAAAGAAAAAACUAGUGGGUCAAAAUGUGUUCGAUAAUCUUCGCUCGGAUUCUACUGCGAAGAAAUACUUUCACAGAGAUUCAGUUUCUACCAUCUUUACUGACACUGGCAUGAAGGCGAUGUGCAGAAAGAUCGUUUCCUGCAUACAAGACGAAGACAUCUACAAACAAAUAUUCGACAUCUGCCAGAUCAUUUCCGCGGCCAUGGAAGCAGAAGCAUGUUUGGUUUUUAUCAUGGAAAACACGGAGGUGGAUUUAGCUUUGUACACACCAGAGACGGGUCCUUUGCACCUUGGCCCUAUCGAACCGUCUUAUACAGUUCCGGCAUACGUUGCCGUCGAGGGAAGGACGUUGGUUGUGUCAAACGUUCAUAAAGACAGGCGGUUCCCGUUGGGCGUCUGUAGCAACAAGUACAAAGAAUGUCACGCACUCUGCAUUCCAAUACUUUUGGACAGCGGGAGCGUUUAUUGCGUGAUCGAGUUUAUACGUACAAAACUUGAAAGAACAUUUGACGAAUACGACUUUGAAAUGGCGACUGGAAUUUUUAGCUGGAUAAUGGCGUGUGUACAGAAAAUGAAAUUAAACAGGAUGUUAAAAAUCCAAGAAGCUCUGAACAACUUUCUCCUAGAAACCACCAAAGUCAUGUUUGAUGACAUGGAGAACAUAGACCUUCUCAUCACCAACAUCAUGACCUUCACCAAGGAUCUCGUCUGCGCAGACAGAUGCUCGCUCUUUCUAGUCGACGACGAACGGGAUGAGCUGUAUGCGGACUACUUUGAUGAAGGCAAGAUGAGCACCGAGGGGCUUCCCAUCUACACCAAGAAGUCGCAGAUCCGGUUCCCGCGCGACAAGGGCAUAGCCGGCUUCGUGGCUCGAACCGGGGAGGUCGUGAACAUCAAGGACGCAUACAAGGACGACCGCUUCAACACUGACAUUGACAAGCGUACCGGAUAUACCACGCGGAACAUCCUGUGCAUGCCCAUCAACGGGAAGGACGGCGUGCUGGGAGUGGUGCAGAUGAUUAACAGAAAGAACGGCGACCACUUCACUCUCGAGGACGAGUCAGCCUUCAAGCUGUUCGCAAUCUACUGCGCACUCGCCCUCCACUACUCCCGGAUAUACACGCUGCUCUCGCACAAACAUAUGAAGUACCAGGUCGCCAUGGAUGUGUUGAACUACCACAUAUCGUGCUCAGACGAUGAAUACAAGGCUUUGUUGAAGGCGCCAGAAAUAGCCGAAAACCUGAUUCCGGCUGACUUCGACACCUAUGACUUCUGCUGCUACGAUUACACGGAACAUCUGCCAAAACUCUUUAUAAAAUUAAUACAAGAAACUUUCACAAACACGUUCGAGAUGCGCAAGCUCUGUCGCUUCAUACUGACGGUCAGAAAGAACUACCGUCCAGUUCAGUACCACAACUGGGAGCACGGGUUUCACGUGGGGCACUCCCUCUGGCAGAUGAUUCGGAAAUGCAAGUUUCAGUUUACGAACCUGGAAAAGAUGGCGCUUAUUAUAGGUGGCGUCUGUCACGACAUCGAUCACCGCGGCUACAAUAACGAUUUCUUUAAGAAGCUGAAGCUCCCUCUAGCGGCGCUGUACUCCACUUCCCUUAUGGAGGAACACCACUACAAGCAGAUGAUCACGAUAUUGCAUGCGGAGGGCCAUGAGAUAUUCUCAUUCCUGACCGCAGACGAACACAGACUAAUCCUGGACUACAUCAGGAAAAACAUCAUAGCGACGGAUCUGUCCCUCUACUUCACCAAUCAGAAGUUCCUGACAGGCCUUAUCGAGAGGAAAGAGUUCAAUCCGGAGGUGGGUGCCCAUCGGCACGGGCUGCUGGCGCUCAUGAUGACGGGAGCGGACCUGUGCGCCAUCGCCAAGCCGUGGCACACCCAGCAGCGGACGGCGAAAUUCAUUUACGAUGAGUUCUUCAUGCAGGGCGACGAAGAAAAGAAGCGUGGUCUGCAGCCCAUCCCGAUGAUGGACCGUCAUUACCAGGACGACAUUCCUAAGAAUCAGAUCGGAUUCAUCAGUUUUAUCUGCAAGCCCCUAUACACGACACUGAGCGUUCUACUUCCGGGAACCAAGCGUCUAUUGGACGGCACCAUCACGUCCAUGGACAAAUGGAAGGUAGAAAUGGAGGAGCAGAAGGCAGCCCGGGAAAAGGCGACAAAGGAACAAAGCGCAAGAGCGGAAUAAUAAAUUUGGAACUAUUAAAUAUUUACUUUUUAUAAUUUAUAUAUUUUUAUAUAGUUUAUAUGAAAUAAGUCGAUAUUUCAGGAAUUUUAGAACGUUAAUUUAGAUAUCAUUUUUUUACGAGUGCAUUAGAAGAUUUACGAUUGGCUGGAACGUGAUUUAAAUACAAGAAGUUAAAAUUAA
Dreissena polymorpha is the source of this 2629-nucleotide messenger RNA. Its product is annotated as cAMP and cAMP-inhibited cGMP 3',5'-cyclic phosphodiesterase 10A-like. Lineage: Eukaryota; Metazoa; Mollusca; Bivalvia; Myida; Dreissenidae. The record is from RefSeq and is a predicted model, not a curated record. Gene Ontology annotation, biological process: negative regulation of receptor guanylyl cyclase signaling pathway; signal transduction. Gene Ontology annotation, molecular function: 3',5'-cGMP-stimulated cyclic-nucleotide phosphodiesterase activity; protein binding. The transcript is spliced from 9 exons. Bases 107 to 2449 code for a protein of 780 amino acids.